Molecule: messenger RNA, 3270 nt
Organism: Syngnathus typhle (broad-nosed pipefish)
Lineage: Eukaryota; Metazoa; Chordata; Actinopteri; Syngnathiformes; Syngnathidae
Product: golgin subfamily A member 7-like
Exons: 6
Coding region: 135-566 (143 amino acids)
Biological process (GO): protein targeting to membrane; peptidyl-L-cysteine S-palmitoylation; Golgi to plasma membrane protein transport
Cellular component (GO): Golgi stack; palmitoyltransferase complex
Source: RefSeq, a predicted model, not a curated record
GUCCCACGCCAAUGCAAACUCCCGUACCGCCGCGUAUCUAGGAACAUUCGUUAUGUCACAUACGUUCCCGCACGGAAAACGGUAUCAACUGUACAGAUCACCGCAUAGCUAACGGAAGAUAAACAGAAGACAAUAUGGCAGAGACUCAUAGUUUACAUCCCAUUAGGCAGCAGGCUGCAAUUGCUGCUAAAGUCUUCAUACAGAGGGAUUAUACAAAUGGCACUAUAUGUCAAUUUCAAACGAAGUUCCCUUGUGAGCUGGAGACCAGGAUGGACAAACAGCAGUUUGAGGAGACAGUGCGGACUCUAAAUAACCUCUAUGCUGAGGCAGAGAAACUUGGAAGCCACUCAUACAUUGAAGGUUGUCUGGCCUGCCUGACAGCUUAUACCGUGUUCUUGUGUAUGGAGACGCAUUAUGAAAAGGUUUUAAAAAAGAUUGCAAAGUAUGUGCAGGAGCAGAAUGACAAGGUGUACGCACCCAGAGGUCUCUUGCUCACCGACCCAAUCGAAAGAGGCCUCCGAGUCAUUGAGGUCACUAUCUUUGAAGAGAGAAGCCUGACUAGAUAGAAAUUUCCAAGGAGCUGCUUUCUGAAGAGAGCUUCUGUGUCAAUCCCCCCCCAAAGCACACAGAAGGACCCGGCACACCUAUACUCUCCUGCGUCUCAGCAAUCUGCUUUCUUAAUCACAUGCUGCCCUAAAAUGACAGUAUUCAACAUAUCGUUUGCCGUAUAGCAGUCAACGCCACUCAACAGCAUCGCUUGAAAACUCUGCGACAAUACAAGAUUCCCCAAUUAGCACCAAAUCUCUUCAGCCAAUGACAAAUGAGCUUUUAUUUGGUUUAGACCAGAAUUACAAAUCCUAUUUGAACAAUGAGGCCAAAACCAGCAGACGUGACUUAUUUAUGUUUUCUAUGAUGCUGAAAGUCUGCUAUCCAUUUUGUUUUGCUGAACAUUUUUAUGGUUACUUUUUUUGUAAUCGCUCCAAGGAUAACUGACAUGCUGAUUGUUGUCAGACUCAGACAUUCCAGUCGCACUGCCAUGGUUGUUUGUAAUCUGAAUAUUUUCUUUUUAAAUGCCUUGUUUCAUAAGUUGUAGUGCUUGUGGUCUGUUCAUGAUGUGCAUGAAAUAUUAUUAAGGCUUUUAUCAUUUGCAUACCGUGCCUUGCAAAGCGUUUGGUGAUGUCUAAUAGGCGUCAUUCGUUUGGUGUUUAUUUUUGUCCUCUGUUAUGUAAUGUAAAAACUGUUUGAUGAUUGCCUGUUUUGUUGGUAUUUUUGUUACUAUUAAUGAUUAGCUUAGUUUUAGCCCUAAACCAAAUCCUAGUUAUCAUUAUUGUCAUUAUUAUUAUUCAUCCAUCUGUUUUCUGUACCGCUUUGUCCGCACGGGGUUCACGGGCGUGCUGGAGCCUAUCCCAGCGGUCAUGAGGCAGUAGGUGGAGGACGCCCUGAACCGGUUGCCAGCCAAUCACAGGGCACACCGAGAUGAACAAACAUCCGCACUCACACCUAGGGGCAAUUUGGAGUGCUCAAUCGGCCAACCAAGGAUGUUUUUGGGAUGUGGGAGUAAACCGGAGUGCCCGGAGAAAACUCACGCGGGCACGGGGAGAACAUGCAAACUCCACACAGGGAGAGUCGGAGGUGGAAUCGAACCGGCACCCUCCUAACUGAGGCGUGCUGAAAACGUGCUGACCACCCAUUAGUAGUAUUAUUGUUAUUAUUAUUAUUUUAUUAUUUGUUUCCCAAACAGUACACUAAAAAGCCAAGCUUAAAGAUCUCAAUUGAGGUUAGAUGCUUGACAAAUCUAUGAGAUCACCUUCUAAUUUUAGAGCUAACCUGAAUUAAAUUACAGAAUAAUUGAUAUUACUUUUGUGUUUCUAUACUAUUGAUGUUACUUUAUCUAAAGUGGUAUAUUUAGUGCUGAAAUGUAAUCAGUAAUACUUUAUUGCCCUCCCCAAAUAGAAAAGGUCAUUAUUGUUUAUUGCUGAAGAUGAGUUAUUAACUUGCAUUCCUGAACAGAAAAACAUCUUUUAAGGGUUGGUAGUUAUGCUUGAUUGAUUUCUGACUUCUUGGAAAACUCUAGUGAGCUGGCUCAAAUAUUGGUUGAAAAAAAGAUGCAUUCUGUCUGGAAUUCCUCAUUCCUUUUCAAAAUGGUAAAUCGCCAAAAGGGGUGGUCUAAUUGAUUCGAUAGACACUGUAUCUGAAUGUACGACUUCAUCCAUAUUUGAUAUUUUCUGCAAUAUAAUUAAAAAAUAGACUUUAGAAAUUUACAGUUUUAACUUAUUUAGGUGAGGUUUCGUUAUGUACCUGAUUUUUUUUCUUUUAUUGACAUUUAGAGGUUAUCUUAUAAUGAAUAAAAUGUAUACAUAUUUUACUUUUUAAUUCUUGUCUUCAUGUUGAUCAUAUGUCUUGAAUAACUGAAAUAUGCGACAGGUUUCUGAUUCGUUUGAGAUUGAUAAGAGGUAACAACUUGUUUUGGUAGUUACUAUAUUUAAGAAAUACACUACCCCGAAAAUAAUAAGACAAUACCGUAUGCAUAUUAAUACAGAAUGGAUGGUUCAGAUUUGGGGCUUUUUUGGUGACUAGUGGUCUUGAGGUUGGUUAAUCACAAGAACUGCAGAAGAACAUCCGUUGGAUUUUUUAAUCUCAAUUUGGAAUUACAAGAAUAUGCAGGAAGAUUAUGUCAUUCUCUGACUUCUUAAAUUGAAUUCUGUUGUCCUGAGAUUGGCUUCAGUGAUGGCCAUGCUUGAAAACAGCUAUGCAAUGUUAUGACAUAAGCAAAAGCAUGUUGUCCCUUACAGUGAAUGGAAUUUUAUUAUAAAGUAAAAUCCAUCAUCUUACUGUAUUCAAUCCAAAAUUACUCUGCUUUACCUUACUUUGUCGGGAAACUCAUUGUAUAGCAGGCAAAUUUGUUAUGCAUGUAUUUUUGAUUCGAUGUUGACAGUUGAUUGUUGUACUUUAGCUCCUGCUUUCCCCUUUGCGCCCUCCCCUCUCUUUUCCUUUGUUUCUUUUUCCCUUCCCUUCUUAAACCCAAAAAGGUAAUUUUCUCAGAAAACCAUGACAAAGCCACAACUGCUGUAGUUUUGAGACAUCAUCUGUUUGAAUUUAUGUCACAUGGCUAACAGUGACUAAGUGAUGUUUAUGUUAUUACUUGCAGAGAUUAUUUGAAGACAUUGCUAUAAAUUGCUAGUCCAGUACUUGUUUUCACAUCUGAACUUUAUGGUUAGUAUCGUUGUAAGGUUACUUCUUAAAUAAACGUAAAAUAAAAAUAAAAAAACA